Molecule: messenger RNA, 3889 nt
Organism: Trematomus bernacchii (emerald rockcod)
Lineage: Eukaryota; Metazoa; Chordata; Actinopteri; Perciformes; Nototheniidae
Exons: 6
Coding region: 1-3165 (1054 amino acids)
Biological process (GO): positive regulation of transcription elongation by RNA polymerase II
Molecular function (GO): protein binding
Source: RefSeq, a predicted model, not a curated record
AUGUGGUGUUACCAGAAGCCGGGGUUUGAAGCCCUCCUCCUCGCCGAGCUGCAGAGACAGCAACAGUGCAGCCAGUUCUGUGACACCCUGCUCAAGACAGAAGGUGUUUCAGUGCCGGCUCACAGCUGUGUCCUGUCCGCUCUCAGCCCCCACUUCUCCUCCACUCUGUCCUCCACGCCACAGCCCCCUGCAGGACAGAGCCGUCUCCUGGAGUUUCGGGCUCUAGGCGCCUGCACCCUGCUCCACAUGGUCCGACUGCUGUACUGUGGGGAGAUGGCAGGCGAGGGGGAGAAGGAGAAGCAGGAAGCUAUCUCUGCUGCGGCCAAGCUUGGCAUCCACGGGCUGGUGGAGGUCACAAAAAGACAACUUGAGAGAGGCAGUGUGAAAGGAGACGGGGGGCACACCGAGGCAGGGGUGCAGACGGAGCCGCUGAUGCCUGAGGAGGAUGAAGGGAGAGGGGGCAGGUGGAGGAGAGAGGUGAGGGAUGGGAGCACCUUUCUGUGGAAAGACACACUGCCAGAUGGUAGAAAAGACUCAUGGACUCAAACAGAGGAGCUGCAAGAGCAAUUGGUUCCCGCUUAUCAACCAGCAGCCCCCCUUGAGACCAUCAAUAUAGCCGAUUUUCAGAGUUUAGGACAGACCGCCUCCCAUUUUGUUCCCCCUCAAAUUCCCUACAUUCCCAUAUCCCUUGUCUACCCACCUAAUGAAAACCCAACACAACAACCAUCAUAUGCCCUCAUGGACUCCAUGCAGGAAUCCACCUCAGCAGCUGGGUUCACGUCUAUUUUGGUACCUCAGCACACCUUUGUCCCCCAGACUCUUCUUCCUUUUUCCAGCCAAGGGCCCCCCUGUGCUGCUGGGCUUCAGAGCUGGUGGUCCGCCCCCCAGGAGGCAGCCGGAGAAGCAGCAGCAGCUAACGAAUGGGAGGACCAGAAUCUGGUUCAGUUUGAUGGCAACAUCACAGGAUACAUUCAGCACUUCCUGAACCCGGACAAGGAGGAGGGCGUCGGCAGCGGGCGAGCAAGAAGGAGGCGGGGCGCAGGAGAGGGAGGUGCCAGGAGAGGGGGGGCAGGAGAGAGGAGAGCCAGGAGACCACGAGCAGGAACAGGAGGGAGGGGGAGAGGAGGGUUGACGCAGACGGUGGAUGUGCAGGAGGUGGGGGUGAGCAGGCUGCAGAAGCUCUUCCUGCAGAGGGUCUGGGGGGGGACGCCCAGGACGGGACAGGGCGGAGGGGCUGCAGGCAGGAAGCUGUUCCUGAAGCCCAGAGAGCUCCUGAAGUCAACGAAAAAAAGAGGCCCCGGAAAAGUGUGGGGGGUGGGAGACGUGCUGCCGUACAUAGGGGAGAGAGGAGGGAAAACGCAGCGUGGGAGGAAGAGUACAACGCAGCAGGUUAACCCGGACGGUCUUCCCGUUGGGCGGCCGAGGAGAAGGAGGCCCCCGCGUCUUCCCCCUCACGAGGAACAGCCCGAACCCAUUGAACGUCUGCUGGAGGAAGUGAUGAACGACCUCGAUAUUUUAAAAAACAACGGUGCUCCUCAGCCUCAGCCUCCUCCUCCAACCAGCAGCAGCGACGUGGCCUCCUGUGGAAAUACUGUGACACAAAACAAAUCAGGCUCCAAUGGGUCCCCACGGGUUGUUGUUGUAGCGAGAGGAGGGGGCAGCCCCAGCGUAGCAAACCCUGGGACCCCCGUUCAGCUGGGGCAGGGGGAGGGGGAGGUGAACGAGACGCUGUACACCUUACUCCAGUCCUUCGAGCACUACAUGGACAGCUGCUCCGCCUGUGAAGAGGCGGAGAUGGGCGCUCAGAGCCGCACCGAGGCCAGCCAGCUGCACACUGUCCCGAGAAGAAACAGAAGAAGAAGAAAGACCCAAACCCCCAAGAGCCCUAACACUGCUCAGAGAAAGAAUACACCUCAUCCUGCCAGGCAACAGAGUGACGAGGCUGAAACACCUCUGAGGCGUUCACUGUCUUCUGCUCGCAGUGCCGCUCCACCUGAACACACCGAGGGAUCAACGGCACCAGACAAAAAAAGAGAACGGAAAAGAAUAAAGCCGUAUAUGCUCUCAUUGGACAGAAAGAGGGUGAGGGUGAGGAAGCCGGUGUCAUCCAGUGGAACAAAAACCACACCGAUGUUGGACCAGAGAGACGUGAAGCUGCUUCAUACGCCUGUGUUGAAACCGGAGAGGAGCGGCCGGCUGUCGGACAAAGUGAUGGAGCGCAGCUGCAAGGAAGUCAAGAAAUCUGCAAAAACAACGAGCAGUUUAUCAUCGGUGACACAGCCACGGGACAGCGUCCAGGAAGCAGCUCCGCCGAUUUCAUGGAGCACAAAGAAUUACCCAAUCAGGAGCCGCUUAAGAAAGGCAAAUAUCAUGGACCGUGCAACCUUUCUUGUGGAGCCACUUCAAACUAAGCGACCCUCAUCAGCAGGCCCCGGAAGAGACAGUUUAUCUAAUGAGAGUUCAUCACUACCUGUUGAGCCACAGCCUAUGGAGCCCUGUGUAAUGGGUGAACAACUAGAGAGAAAUCCAGAGACACGUGAAGAAGAAUUAACAGUCCAGCCUCUGGAAGAGGUAGAGGAAGAAACAAGGAGGGGAGAGAAGAGACACACAGAGCCAGAGGAGACGGGUGAGGAAUCCUCUGUGCCUAAGAGGGUCUGCUUUGAGCAGACAGCACAGCCGACCUCUGAAACAUGCGCACUGAGCUCUAAAUCUGCAGACUGUGUCUCCGAACCAGCACCCAGAGAGAGGAGGGACAUAGUCUCUGUAGAGACUGUUCCCAUUGCAGGAGAGUGCUUACCAAUCGACAUCAGAGAAACUGACUGUGAGAUGGAGAGCAGCGGGGAGGAGAUGAUUGCUGUGGACGGAGAACCUGAAGACUCGGACACUUCACCUCAGACUCUGUCACAUUGUGUUGAAGCAAAGCUUUCACUUUCACCCACUUCACUUUCAGCAACAGAGUUCAGUCUGACGUCGACAGGAAGCUGGGAGGAUGACAAAGACGAGGACGUUGAUGUGAUUGGCGGUUCCAGUCCUGCCCCUGAUCCCGUGCUCUUCAGCUGGACAGAGUGCUCAGAGGUUGAGGAAGAGGAAGGAGACGAGGAUAUUGACGUUGUGGGAGACAAUCCAAUCUACACUUUAUCAUCGCUCCUUGCUACUGUGAGGUGAGCUAGUUAACAAGGAUCGUCACACUCGGGUGCUUCACAAGCAUCUGUCAGGUGUUUUUCUACUUGUCUUCUCCAGUUCAUGUUAUUUGAUUUCAUGGAAAAACAUUCCUGAAUUGUUUUCAUUUAGCUUAAGAGUUGAAGAUCAAUAAGGUCUGAUUAUAAAUGUCUGACAAUCACGUGAGAGAUUUGUGAGCGACUUGUUGACUAUCUGUUUGUAUUUAAAGACAAAAAAGCAAACAUGUGCAUCAUAACGCAUGAAGCAACAAAAAAGAGGACUGUGAAGUUCAUAUGCACUUAUUCAGUUCCUGAGUUGAGUUAACCAUUGUCAAAAAGUGACUUUUUUUAUUCUUUCGAGGUAUUAAGCAGUUGAUUUUAUGUAAAAAAAAUGUUAUUGCUGUUAAGUUCAGUAAUUGUAUGUUUACUAAGCAGAAAUAUUCAUCAAAGUUUGUUUUAACUGCAGAAAGUGAGAAAAACUGCGAUAUAGAAACAGUUUAGAAAGAGAUGCAUUGCAAAAACAAUCAAAAAGUGUGUUUUAGGCGAGUGUUUUAUUACUUAUAAUUAUGACUAUUACUGUUUUAGUUGUAAAAAUGUUGACAAUAUUAGCCUUUGUUAGUUGGAAAUGUUCCAGGAAACUUCUGUCUUCCUUGUUUUACUGUUAAGUUAUGUUUGGUAAUGUUCCUUGUGGCGCUUUUGAGUCUGGACUGAUUUCUACAAUAAAUGUUCCU